AAAUGGUAUCGUACGGAAACAAGAAACAAAGACAGGAACAUGACUAUGAAAAGAAAGGAAACAACCUCACCCUCACAUCAUUUUUAUUAUAUCUCAAUCUCAACUUGCAAGGAAUCCUAAAUAAACAGUUCCCUUCCAAUCUCUAUAAGAUAAACUAGUUCGGUUUAUUCUUGUAACUUCCGCUUUUUCUCUCUCUGUCUUCUUCAUAGUUCAUAAAGUAACCUAAAUUUUGAGGUGAGUGCAGUUUAAGAGAGGAGAAAUAAUAUGACUAGAAAGAAGAUACAGAUAAAGAAAAUUGACAACAUCAGUUCAAGGCAAGUGACUUUCUCUAAGAGGAGGAAAGGGCUUUUCAAGAAAGCUCAUGAGCUAUCAACUCUCUGUGAUGCAGAUGUAGGUCUUCUGGUUUUUUCUUCUACUAAUAAGCUCUUUGAGUAUGCUAGUUCAAGCAUGCAACAAAUAAUUGAAAGGCGUAAUGGUUGUUCAGAAAAUCAUAGAUUAAUGGGGCAUCAAUCUACGGAUCAGUUUCAGAUUGAGAGUGAGUCCAGCAACACACUGCGUAAGAAAUUAGAAGAUAAAUCUCAAGAACUGAGGCAAAUGAAUGGAGAAGAUUUGCAAGAAUUGACAGUACAAGAACUCCAAAAACUAGAGGCUCAACUCAGAAGAAGUUUGUCCAGUGUUUCAAAAGUGAAGGAUGAAAAGUUUAUGCAAAGCAUCAACACCCUUAAGAGAAAGGAAGUGGAACUGAUCCAAGAAAAUCAAAGAUUGAAGCAUGCGGUACCAGACCUGAUAAUUGGACAAAGGCAACAGUCGUUGGAAUCGGUUAUUAGCGGUUCAUCUUAUUUUCUUGAUCAAGACGAUGGCAGUGACACAUCUCUCAAGUUAGGGUUAACAUUACAUAAUUAAGUAAAUGAAGUUUUGUUUAGAGGACUCUGAGAAGAAGAAGAAGAUAAUGGUUUCGCUUCCAUUCUAGGUCGCUGAUCAAAUCAACCAAAUAAAUCAAGUACAGUAACUUGUUGUUUAAAAAUAAGUCAUGCAAUUUAAUAAAAAUCUAGAUAAGGAAUAUGAGGUCUUGCUUGUAAUAUUGUAUGUCCAAUUGUUCCAUAUUUUCUUAUGGAAAAAUGAUUCACCUAAAAUGUUCAUAUUUAUUCCUAAGUUGAUGUAGUUCUCCAAUCACUAUUUAAUGUUACAAAAAUACUUUAAACUUAUUAGAAGAAAUUCUUUUUUCAGAAUUAUUAUAAGUAAAACCUAACUAUUUUAAAAUUAUUUAAUGCUAAUUGUUC
Messenger RNA from Vicia villosa (hairy vetch), 1280 nucleotides. Its product is annotated as MADS-box protein JOINTLESS-like. Gene Ontology annotation, cellular component: nucleus. The record is from RefSeq and is a predicted model, not a curated record. Gene Ontology annotation, molecular function: protein dimerization activity; DNA-binding transcription factor activity, RNA polymerase II-specific; RNA polymerase II cis-regulatory region sequence-specific DNA binding. NCBI's taxonomy places the organism in Eukaryota, Viridiplantae, Streptophyta, Magnoliopsida, Fabales, Fabaceae. The coding region runs from base 265 to 903 and encodes 212 amino acids. The transcript is spliced from 9 exons. Gene Ontology annotation, biological process: positive regulation of transcription by RNA polymerase II.